Messenger RNA from Exophiala spinifera, 2655 nucleotides. RefSeq lists its product as uncharacterized. The transcript has a single exon. The record is from RefSeq and is a predicted model, not a curated record. Bases 1 to 2655 code for a protein of 884 amino acids. NCBI's taxonomy places the organism in Eukaryota, Fungi, Ascomycota, Eurotiomycetes, Chaetothyriales, Herpotrichiellaceae.
AUGGCCUGCGUCGUCACCCUCGCUCUGUUCCUCUUCGCCGGUUUCCUCUGCGCUAGUCCAGUCCAUACUGAUACUGAGCUUGUGUCAACUGUUCCUGAUCAUUUCAGUCGAUCUGGUCCCAUGUCCCAUGGCCACACUGGUAAUCACAAUGCACCCUUUAGUCCUCAUAUGUCCAACGAUCAUCAAUCAACUACGACUAGGUCUCCGGCAGUCUAUGGUGGCGUUGACAAUCCUUACAGACCAUGCUCCGAUUACCAUGUACCUGUGUAUGGUGGUGUUGAUCCUCCUUACGGGCCAUGCUCUGACUACCAUUACUCCCAUGAUCCUGUCAAAACUCAAGCUGCGGUUCUGCAGUCUCGAGAAUCAGACUCGGGAAAUGACUAUGCCAUGGUCUGCGGCUCGGACUCACACAGAUUUACGACCAACACUUGUGCAGGGUCACCGUUUCGAUAUUAUUGCACAGGCCAAGGACGUUUGGCAAGAAAGGGCAGCAAAAACUCACAUUGUUCGGAGGUCUGUCGCUGCGUCAAUCUGGCUCCCAAACCAUGUCUCCACGGUGUGGUGGCUGCUAAAUGCUACGUCUCGGACGACGGUCUAAUCCUGGACUCCAAUCUUGACCCCAUCGGACAAACCAGCAUAGCAACCCAACUCGGCAAUGGCACUUGGGUGAUUCAUUCCGAAGCCGAAGGCGAAGGCGACUCACAUGAGCUGGAAAUGCGCGCAGAAUCUGGAAAAGGGAAUCCUGCAACAACAACCAUGGCGAUCUCGCACCGAGACGCAAAUGCAGCAAUGCAUGACUAUGCGCUGGUUUGCGCAGAUCGUGGUGGCACAGGAAGAUGUCAGGACCGCAGCUACUAUUGCACCUCCAGCGGCAAAGUGGCCUACAAGCUCUCUGACUACUUCUGUGAUACGGUAUGCGAGUGCAAGAAUCUUAGAGCAAGACCAAAAGCAUGUGCCAAUCUCUACGAAGCGGACCUGCACAAAUUCGUCUGUUUUGACGACGCAGACACUGACGCUCCCAUGAACGUAACUGAGGACGAACCACUCAAUCAAGAUAUCUCAACCAAUCUGACAAUCGACGACAGUGGUCUCAGCGCUAGAGAUGGUCUCGGCCGACGCGAAGUGACCGAUCCUGGUUGCCAUCCUCAAACCUUGAGCCCUCGAAGCACGUGGUUAUUGCUGUGCCAGAACCACACUCAAGUAUGCAAUGCUGAAUUUGGAUAUUGUUGUCAUAGUGGGACCCUGACUGCGGCUUCUCACAAUCCGAUUUGCAACGACAUCUGCCAAUGUGUGAGCUCGACUUCUAACAUCCUACGCUAUUGCACUCAUGGUCCAAACUUCAGCAUUUUGUCAGAGUGCUUUGUUAUUGGCAAUGCCAUCUACAAGCUCGAAGGUGAGCUCUUGACAGACUUCCUUGGCAAUUUUACAAGCGCAGUGGUCGGGCCUUGUGGGAAUCUUUGGGUCGGUGAGCCAGGCAUGUCAUCCUAUCCUCCCUUCGAUGUUUCUCCCCCACAAAUCACGGAUGCGGUCAACCUCCCUCCCCCAGAAACCACUCAUACGGUGGUCAAACGAGGCGAGGCGGUGUCUGAUAUGGCACAAGACAAAUGGCUUCUCGGCUGCCAGAACAAGGCGCACACACAAACUUGCCGAAACAAACUUCACUACUCAUGUGAUGGCGCCAAAGUCGUGCAUCAGGACUAUGACUUUGUCUGUGAAGCCAUUUGCGUUUGCUAUGAUCAGGAGCCUAAUCAGGUUUGUGUCCCUCGACACUCAAUCAGCGGGUUGUGUCCUCCCGGUGUCGUCCUGGACCCCCCUGCAGACGGAUCUGAGACAGACAUGUCGAUUGUCAAUGAGGACCAAGACUCCAAAGGCAGUGGUGCACUCGCCGUCUCAGUACGCUCCUCGGAUGACUCUAAGAAGGACGAACCAUGGUACUUCAUCUGUAAGACCAAAGAUACUGUCAACAUCAGUUUGACCAACCGUUGCUGGGCCAAAGGUUACACAUGUCCUCGCUAUCCCCCUCACGGUAGCGAACCUAAGCCGACACGUCCUGAGCCCCAUGAUCCUCUGUGUGAAAACCACUCUUCUUGCCAUUGUCGGCAGUCUUCCGCACCAUCCCAGGAUGAGGAGGCAGUUAUGAUUGAAGGCGAUCUGUCUGCAUCUAACUCCCUGUUCGUUCCGGCCCUCGUGUCACGCGAAGCAGAGAAAGAUCUACCGGCGGAUCGGAAGUACUUUUCAUUGACUUGCAAUAAUGGAAAGCAAUUCAACGCAUCCCUGACCAAGAUCUGUGCGGAACAUUCUUAUCGUUGUGUCCCUGGUGAGGUUCUCUCGGCACUUGAACAUGAUGGCCCGAUUGACGCUCAAUGCUCUGAGAACUGCCACUGCCGCAGUCCAUUCGCUGCAGCGGAGGAAAUAGCUACGCGUUCUUUUGGAUAUGAGCUGCUGAACAAUCAAGGUUACACUCUACGCUGUGGUCAAGAGGCCGACCAAUUCUACCGCACCAGCUCCCAUGUACUUUCCACACGCUGCGAAGUCAUCUGGGGCUACUCCUGCGGUAUUAAUGGCCAAGUACAGCAUGGUGGUGCACCAGUCUUCAAAUGCGAAGAGACCUGCAGUUGCCACAAGUCCAACAACAGCACCGUUGUUGGAGCUUAA